This is a messenger RNA of Oppiella nova, 6651 nucleotides long. NCBI's taxonomy places the organism in Eukaryota, Metazoa, Arthropoda, Arachnida, Sarcoptiformes, Oppiidae. The record is from the annotation of a GenBank genome assembly.
AUGUCCGCAGUCGUGGUCUCGAGUUGGCUCUACGAGAAGAGGCCGCUGAAGAGGGCGAAGUUGGGUCCGCCCGAUGUCUACCCACAGGACCCCAAACAGAAAGAGGACGAGUUGACAGCCGUGAACGUGAAGCAGGGCUUCAGCAACAGUUCCCUCAUAUCGGAAGAGUACGGAUCCGCGCGUAACGCCAAUCUCACGGCCAAUAAGUUUGGCUCAUAUUUCAGUGCUUUGUUGUCGAAGAAACUCGAGUUAAACACACUUCCGGAGACCACUCGCAAGAAGCAUCAGAUCAACACCAAAGACAACAUAUGGUUAGUGACCUCGAAGUCGAAGAACGCGGUCGACGCCUGGUUUAAGGACUUGGCCUCCAAUGCCAAGACGCUGUCGCAGUUGUCGCGAAAGGUUCCCAUAUUUAACAAGAAGGAGGAGAUCUUCGUCAGUCUCUAUGAGUUCAAGAUUCCGAUGUUUAAGGCCGAGUGGUUCGUGAAGAUGUCGGCCGCCCAUCACUUGGCCAUCAGUGAGUCCAACAACAAGAAGUCCAAACGCCAACUGCCGGACACGUCGGUCGAGUGGACGCAAGCGCUGUGCAAGUUCUUGAGGGAACAGUACCAGAAGAUGUGCGAAUACUAUCACGGGGUCACCGCCACCCCCACCAACCCCUUGACGGCCUCCGUCACGACCACCGGACCCCGUAUUCCCAAGCAGUGGCGGUACUACACACAACUGGCACGACAUCUCUUCGACGACGGACUGCUCGACAAAUACGACUUCUUGUUGUGGUUGUUGGAGCUCUUGGAGAAGAUUAAGUCGCCGGACGACUCGGUCAUCGGUAUUGUCGUGCCAUUAGUCCUGCAAUAUGUCGAUGAGUUCACGCAAUCCGAACAGUUGUCCCGUAAGCUCGCCUACCAGUGCGCCAAAAAACUGAGUCAACUCACCGCCGACUUCAGUGUUGACCAACCACUGGAACCGAGCGCCGACACCAAUAGUGAGGACUCCAAGAAUACGAGUAUUACUUCCAACACUUCGGUGAAUGGUCUCAACUCUACCGCAAACACCGCCAACACUUCGGUGACAAAUGCGGGAACUGGUGCUCAGAAUUCGAGUGCAAGUUCUCAACUGAUCGCAUGCUUUAAUGAGUUGACAGAGUGUUCACACCAUCGAAAUGUCAUAUUAGGUCUGUCUGUCAUGAUUCAGAUCAUUACACUCGACUGUCCAUCGGCUCUAAUAUGGCUGAAUGUGGGCGACAGUAAAGCGGCGACAACUCUUCAGGGCUCUCCCCUAGACUUCCUUCCCUGCGAGCCGUCGAACCUACCGAUGCCCUCGCGAUCUCACAAUCAAUAUCUUCGCAACGAAUUGCGUAAAGCGGAGGAAGAGAUCCGUCAGAGGAGUAAAAUGUCUGAAAUGCAUUGGUCUUGCGAUCGAUGGGAACAGACUCCCGGAACCACUGUUAAUAAGUUGCUGAACGUAUUGGACGCUCUCGACAGACAGUGUUUCGAUAAACUCGAUUCAAACAAUUCAAUCGAUACGCUCUACACCAAGAUAUUCACACCAUUUAACACAAAUGCCACCAAUAAUAUCGCGAACCAAACCAAUGGUAACGCAAACAAUGGAUCCAAUGGUGAGAAUGUCGGUCGAAAUGCGAGUCAAGUGAUGACCGAAGACGAGCCUAUUGUGCGUUUGCUGUGUGAGUGGGCCGUCAGUAUCAAGAGGACGGGCGAACACAGAGCUCUUGUGGUGGCGAAGCUGUUGGAGAAGAGACAGACAGAGCUCACGGCUGACAAAGACAUUGAUUUAAACGAGGAAAUGGACUCUGAAGUGACCCCUAAUGCAAACACUUCGGUCACCAGUAAUAACAAUACAAAUACAGCAAACAAUUCGCCGACGAAUGCUAAUAAUGCCAACAGAUCUUCGGAAUCACUGCUAUCGACACCAAUAUUUCAGAAUUUGUUACUCAAUUUUCUUGACAUACAGGCGCCGGUAUAUGAAGAUAAGAUAGGUCUCAACAGCAGUGACAAUAAGCAGGCAUUUUCUAAUUUAAUAUUACUGUUUGGAGAACUCAUACGUCGAGAUGUUUUCUCCCACGACCUCUACAUGUGUACUCUUAUAUCGCGCGGACAGUUCUCCAACUCUCCCAACACAUCACUGCUGUCUCACAGCACCAGUACUUCCAAAGCCAACCCAAUGGAAGAGCCCUCGUCUUUGGCUGGAUUUGUGCCUAAUUUGUCGACUAAUAACGACAAUCACAACCAUUUAGGAGGACUCGUGCCAAAUGGUAUUCAGAAAAGCACUUCCAGUUCUUCACUGCCGAUGUUUGAUCCGCUGUCCAAUAACGUGAACGCCGGACAAACUGACCAAAACCGCUGGGAAUUGCCUUCGAUGGACAUCGACGAGAACCUGGAUGAGAAUCUGGACGAGGAUUUAGACAAACUGUUGCAACACAUUAAGGCGGGGCAGCAGAACAUGUCUGACCAGGCAGACAUAUUACUCCCCGAUUCUGUCGGAUCGGACAAAGAGGACGAACCGAAUCCCGGCUUAAGCUCUCAUUCGACGACAUUUCCAAUGCCUGAAAUACCGGUGAAGAACGCCACGGCCCGACACCUGUUAUAUACAAUGCAUUUCCCGCUCCCACAGGACGAGACAUUCGCUCACGACUGCAAUCAGAGACACAUUUUGCUGUACGGCGUCGGCAAAGCUAAAGAUGAGGCCAAACAUGCGGUCAAAAAGAUUACGAAAGAGAUCACAAAACUCUUCAACAGAAAGUCAUCGAUGGAUAUCAGCGACGGCGGGAAAGUCAAGAAACACGCCAUCAAAGAGGGCUUUAACUUCGAGUCAGCGAUCGCUAAGUUUCAGGCGCUGUCCACCUUUGACCAGCACGUGGUCACCACCUCCUGUGCCACCGCAGCCGUCGAGAUGUUGAACGGUGUGGCCAUUGGUAGCGCCAACUAUUUGCCACUAAUAGAAUCGAUUGCUUUUCUGUUUGAUUUGAUGGAAAUGGCUCUCAAUGUUCACGGAUUGAUUGAAUUCGUCAUUCAAAUGCUUAAAGAGUUGGUCGAAGUGGACAUCCAAUUGCACCAGAAGUGUCCCAUUUUAGAGCGCACUUAUUGCACAUCCAUUGGUCUCUAUAUCGUCGGCGUUCUCUACAGAUAUCAGACGUGUCUUCUCGUGUCUCACGAGGAGACGGUCGCCGUGUUUGAGGGACUCUGGAAACUGGUCCGACACGUGAACACUCCGAGCGACUGUUCAUCAGCCGAACGGUGUAUUCUAUUCUACUUAUGGGAUCUCCACUCUUCGUACAACUAUUUGCGGACCAAAUAUCACGAGUCCGUUGGCUUUACGACAAUGUUAUCGAAGAUUAAGCAAUUGAGUAGUUCUCAGAUGAGUAUGCAUUCGGAAAGCACGACAAACAUGCGGUUAAACGCCUCAGUUAUGGCCGAUUACCUCAAGAAUCCCAAACUUAAAGUCGAUGCCAUUCACAUCCGUAACCUUAACGACAAUAUCUCUGACCGAUACUCCUUUGUCUGUAAUGCCAUUCAGUGUAUUUCGAUGGCCAGUGAUAUCGACAAAUUGAAUGAGAUGUCUGUGCUCUGCGCCGAACUGACCGCUUCCUGUUCUCACUUAAGCAGCGAAUGGUUGAGUGUUUUGAAAGCUCUCUGUUGUUCAUCGAAUCCCAAGAGUUAUUACGAUUUGUUAACUCAAGUCGAUGUCUCUGACCUCUCAAUUCACGACAAUUUAGCUGUUUUUACGUCAAUACUGAUCGCCAGGCGAUGCUUUUCACUCAAAGACUUCAUACUCCAAGUGGCUGUCCCUUCACUUCUGGCGCCGUCUACUACUGACGCUCCCGAAGACGCCGAACCCGGCGCUCGACUUACGUGUCAUUUAUUACUCUGUCUUUUUAAGACAUCGGAAACUCCAUUGUCUUCGAACACAAUGACAUCGUUUGCCACAUCCUCUCGAUAUUCACUGACAAGUCCGGGCCCUCUAGUGUUGGCACAGACACCACCAAAUCCGACUCAAAAGCCUCACUAUAAUAUCAAAUACCCGUGCGAUCGGUAUCUGUUGGCCGCGGCUCACAGUACUCUCCGGAUUGAAAUUGUUUUGACUGUUUUGAAGGCUAUUCUUGUUUUAGGAAAUUCUGCUGAAAAACGAAACGCAGAAUCAAAAUCAAAAACCGAUGGUAAGGGAGAGAUCAGUAUAAGUGAUAUCUUAGGCCCAAUCGGUGGCGACGAAGAGUUCGGUGAUUUAGGACUACUGCCUCUGUCUGGAAAGCCGGGUGUCAUGGAAAAGGCAGGUCUGAGUGAAGCGGCGAAGUAUGCGUUGAGACAAAUUUGUGGCCAACAGUGGGUUCAUGACAGAUGUCUCAGAGGUUUUAUGAUAGAUCCGGAGAUAUUGAAUAAAUUGCUUUUGGAUCCCAAACUGUCGCACAAAGAGGCUCAGCAUCUGUUGAAUAUGAUAUGUCACCCAAAGCUCAUUGCUAUGCAUUCCCUACAAGAGAUGGAUUCCGAUCAAAAGAUAUCGAUCGCAAAGAUCUUACAAAAUCUCGACGAAUGGUCCAUAAGGGUGUCGUGGCUUCAGUUGCAGCUUAUGUACGCCCAGUCGGCCUCCGAAGUGAACACGUGGUUGGAAAACGUGGCCAAAGCGACGGUCGACUACUUCCAGAAUGCCAGCGAAGAGAUGUCUAAAAGUCCAUCAAAUAGUUUACAAUUAUCUCUGUUUAGCCCCAGAAGUAGUUCGCGACAAACCUUUUAUAAACAGUCGAGUCGUAUGAACGACAGCCACAACCAGAAGGACAGGGUAUGGCUGAUCGCACCACUCAUUUCCAAACUUCCAUCUGCUGUCGAGGGAAAGAUACUUAAAGUGGCGGCAAAUGUCUUGGAAUCGGGGAACUGGAUGUCAAACACUUCGAACCAAUCGUCUCAGAGCUCGUCGUAUUCUUCGUCCAAAAACAAAGACAGAAGUUUUCAACAGCAGAAGAAUAGCUCCAAUACUAACCCAACGAAUUCAGUCACUUCUCUGCUAAGCCAUCAGCCCUUCCUGUCUCUCGUAUUAAUGUGUCUGAAAGCACAGGACGAUCAAAGGGAAAGCCUUCUUAACUCACUAUACAAUCAAAUAUCUCAAGCAAUAAAUGAGAAACUUUGCGACGACUUAAAGGCCAAACACGCCAUUCAAGAGGGUUUACAGUUGAGGCUGAAUCUGAUGGGAGGGAUGUUUGAUAUGAUUCAGCGGUCGUCGUCUUUGAUCAACGACUGGGCCGUCCUAUUGAUACAACUGAUCAGCUUUACGAUAGUUGACCCGCAAAUCAAUUACGAAAUCUUCACAACAGUGUUGGAUAUGUUGACUGUUCUCAUGCACACCACUCUUGUGUCGGAUUCAUCGGAAGCGCGCGAAGAAACCAAAAAACAUUACCAAAACUUAAUCAAAAAGCUUAAGAAAGAGCUAAACAUCGAUAGAAUAACUCCGGGCAUCAAAAUAGUCCGACUGUUGCUUCCGAUUGUGAAACAAAACUGUGAAGUGAUUACAUGCGAACCCAUGGGCUCUCUCAUCGAUACCAAAGGCAACAAAAUCGCCGGAUUUGAUUCAAUCGAUAAGAAACAGGGCUUACAGGUGGCAGAGAAGCAGAAGGUGUCGCCAUGGGAUCUGUUGGAGGGCCAUAAGAACCCAUCGCCCCUGAGCUGGACCUGGUUUGGCGCCGUUCGCAUCGAACGCAAGCCAUUGAGAGGCGAUGAGAAUCAUUACCUACUUUCUCGACAUAACCACUCCAUCCGAAAGCCAACCUCUUAUUAUUUAGAGCCCCCACCCCUUCCGCCCGAAGAUGUUAUUGAGCCGACGCCCGCACCCCCUUUGCCGCCCAUACCUAACGAUCGCAUACCUCUCACUCACCAAAUGCCACAUCAAAUGCCGCCACAAAUGAUGCCGAAUACCGUUCCCAACCAUAUGAUGCCAAACAUGAAUAUAGACGAUCCCAUCAGAAGGGAUCUGAUGAUGGAUCACGUGGUGAGUCCUCGAGUGCCCACUCCUAAGAAAGUGAAAGCCCCGCGACGGAGGAGGACUCCUAAGAAUGGGGGCGGAAGUACUGGUCAACAGACGCCUCCCAUUAGGAUGUCUGGUAAUUAUAACGACCCAUACGGCGCACCACCACCACCACAGCCACCACUCCCGCAGCCUAUGCAGCAAAACUGGUACGGAUCUAAUCCACAACAACACCCUCAGCCCACGCCUCCGCCACAGAUGCCUUCGCAGCAACAGUUUUAUCCUCCGCCGCAGCAACAGAUGGUUGGCCCGCGAUUUACUGACUCCCGACCCGUCGGCCACUCGAAGGGCGCCCUUAAGGCGAUGCUCAGCACAAGACACCCGACGGCCCCGCAGUUUAAUAUGCAGUCGAAUAACGCGCCAAAUAUGACAAUGAAUCAGCAGAUGAUGAACACAUCUGUUCCCCAACAGCCGGUCUAUCAGGGAAGACAACCUGUUAUGUCAAUGAGGGCUCAGAUGAGAGCACCGACACAACAGAUGCAAGUGAGCGCCCAACAGAACCCGAUGUACCAAAUGCAGAGCCAACCGGUGCCCAAUCAGCCCCAACAGAUGCACCACAUGUCCGUUCAGUCGCAGAACAAUUAUGGCGGACCGCCGCCUAACAUGUCGUUCCAGAACCAGAUG